Messenger RNA from Heterostelium album PN500, 1653 nucleotides. RefSeq lists its product as uncharacterized. The transcript has 2 exons. Bases 1 to 1653 code for a protein of 550 amino acids. Lineage: Eukaryota; Evosea; Eumycetozoa; Acytosteliales; Acytosteliaceae. The record is from RefSeq and is a predicted model, not a curated record. Gene Ontology annotation, molecular function: protein binding.
AUGAAAAAAGAAUUAUUUGUAUUGAUAUUUAAUAAUAUUGUUUUAAGUCAAAAGAUAUUCAAUGAUGUUGUCUCUAUUGUUAAUAUGAAUGGAUCACUUAAACAUUUCAAGUGGAACAAAGUAUUGAAGCGACCAGGAGUGAUGGCUGCCAACGGUUAUUUCGAUCAACUGAAAACAUUUUUGGAGACGGACGGUAUGCAUCAAUACACAUUCAAGAGAAGAGUGAGUAUUUCGGUUUUGGUUGACGCAGUCAGAAGUGGUAGUUUGGAAAUCAUAGACUAUCUACUCGAUCAAUAUAGAAUGACUGAAAGAAUCGAGUUGGCAUCUUGGCGUGAAGGUUUCUCUUUGUACUGUUUGGAUACUAUGAUGUCGGUUGCUGCAUCUCAUCAAAGGAUCGAUGUUGUUCAAUUUCUUAUUGACCGAUUUCCAAACUAUCGGUAUUGUUAUCGAAAAAUUUUUGCGUCUCUAGUGUCAAGCAAUCGACCUGACCUUGAAAUGGUGGAAUUCAUUGCCAAUAAAAAGGAUGAUUGUGAAGUCUAUAAAAGAGAAUGUUGCCAGGACAUGUUAGUUCAUAACAAUGUGUUAAAUAGGGCUGCACACCGUGGUAAUUUGGAGGUGAUCCGGUGGUUGUUAGCUAAUAGAUCUGAGGAUUUGGAUCAAUCAACCAUGCUCUCUUAUGCAGUAAUGGGAAAGCAAAUCGAUGUCAUUCGUUACUUGGUUGCCGAACAUGGUGAACCAAAAGACAAGAAUAAUGAAGAGUAUAUUAAUGAUGCACUCUAUUCUGAAGAUGCAUUUGAUAUGUUCAAAUUAUUGUACGAUUUGGGUUGUGCUUGUAGCGAAGAUAUCAUGGAUCGUGCUGCUGCUUCUGGUAGUAUGAAAGUUCUCAAAUGGCUACAUGAGAAUACCACUUUCAAGUGUACUACUAAUGCAAUAGACAAUGCAGCGUAUAAAAAUCGAUUGGAUAUUGUGAAAUGGUUGCAUGAAAAUAGAAGUGAAGGUUGUACUGUUGAAGCUAUGAAUAAAGCUGUUGAUAAAGGCAACCUGGAAUUGGUUCAAUGGCUGCAUGACAAUAGGACAGAAGGAUGUAGUGAUGAAGCAUGGAGAUCGGCUAUUCAGAAUGGUGAUUUGUCGAUGGUCAAAUGGCUUCAUGAAAAUAGGACAGAGAGAUAUUCAGCUGCUAAUAUUAUGGAUGAAAUAGCUCUUGCUGGACAAUCGGAGAUUUUAGAAUGGUUCGAACAGAAUACCAGUGAGCGAUGUUCAAACACAGUGUUGGAACAAGUUGGAGAUAUUGGGGUCAUAAAAUAUCUACAUGAGAGGAAUGAAGGUGAAGCUAAUAGAUUUGGAUUCUCUACUGAUACAAUGGAUAAUACUUGGUCUCUUGUUACUAUAAAAUGGUUACAUGAAAAUCGAUCAGAAGGUUGUACUGAAAAAGCAUACAUGCAUGCAAUUGAUCGUGAUAAUGUUAAAAUUGAUGACAUUAUGCACAUCGAUGUACCAUUGACUGAAACUAAAGAUAUAAGUAAAACCAAAUUUCAGAAUAAAAAGUUAUAUUUCCAAAAUUUUACGGCCACCACCCUGUACGAGUUCCUGGUCCUGCCAUUUGGAAUGUCGGAAGCACCUGCUGUCUUUAACCGUUUCGUUAAGGAAAUAUAA